AUGGUUUCCAUGCCAUUGCUCAAGGUCUUCGAAGAUCACCAUUUCGACCCUUGGGUGAACCCCUGUAAAUCCUGCCCUGCUCUCUUGAUGCCGUCGGUCUCCUUGGAAGUGUGCUGGGAGAGGGACGUAACGAAAGGAUUCACUCAAUCAUCUGACGUAAUGGCUCAACAGCGGGUUCACUCUGCGGAGAGGCCAUUCACCUGCUCAGAAUGUGCGAAACGAUUCACUCGGUCAUCCGACCUACAGAGACAUCAUCGAAUUCACACCGGGGAGAAGCCGUUCAACUGCUCAGUCUGUGGGAAGGGAUUCACUCAGUCAUCCAACCUACAGAGUCAUCAGCGAGUUCACACCGGGGAGAAGCCGUUCCCCUGUUCAGACUGCGGGAAGGGAUUCGCUCACUUAUCCAACCUACGGAGUCACUUGCGAAUACAUCAGCGAGUUCACACCGGGGACAAGCCAUUCACCUGUUCAGAAUGUGGGGAGGGAUUCACUCACCUAUCCAACCUACAGAGAUACCAGCGAGUUCACACUGGGGAGAAGUCGUUCAACUGCUCAGACUGUGGGAAAGGAUUCAGUCAGUCAUCCACCCUACAGAGACACCAGCGAGUUCACACUGGGGAGAAGCCGUUCACCUGCUCAGAAUGUGGGAAGCGAUUCACUCACCUAUCCACCCUACGGAGUCAUCAGCGAGUUCACACUGGGAAGAAGCCAUUCACUUGCUCAGUCUGUGGGAACGGAUUCACUCAGUCUUCCCACCUACGGAGUCAUCAGCGAUUUCACAGCGGGGAGAAGCCAUUCACCUGUUCAGAAUGUGGGAAGAGAUUCGCUCACUUAGCCAACCUACGGAGGCACUCGCGAGCUCACACCUGGGAGAAGCCGUUCAACUGCUCAGUCUGUGGGAACGGAUUCACUCAGUCAUCCAUCCUACGGAGACACCAGCGAGUUCACACU
Hypanus sabinus (Atlantic stingray) is the source of this 951-nucleotide messenger RNA. Its product is annotated as zinc finger protein 239-like. Gene Ontology annotation, biological process: regulation of transcription by RNA polymerase II. The record is from RefSeq and is a predicted model, not a curated record. The transcript is spliced from 4 exons. Lineage: Eukaryota; Metazoa; Chordata; Chondrichthyes; Myliobatiformes; Dasyatidae. The annotation marks the transcript as partial. Gene Ontology annotation, molecular function: RNA polymerase II cis-regulatory region sequence-specific DNA binding; DNA-binding transcription factor activity.